CCUAGACUCUUUAAUAUUACUUCUAUUAUUACUUCCUGUCAGUGGUGAACGUGGGGGAAGGUUAGGUUAGCAUAACAGUCCAGUGCGAAAUUAAUUACGAAGCUGUCAAAUUGACAGAUGUUUGCUGAAAUAUGUUUUUGGUGAUCUAUCAAAAUUAAAAACACGUCACUCUCAGCCUAGAAUCAUGGAUGAUAAUGACAAUACCUCGCUUGGAUGGGAUUCUCCGUCUCCAGACACCUGCAUCCCUUUCCCAAGACACAAUGCAACGAUUAUUACAGAUGUCUACUCCGGAAUCCCAGAAAAUUUAUUGUUGAAUACUAUUGGUUUCUUGAUAUUAGUACUGAUAUUUGGAUUACUGCGGAAAAGAGCAUGGAACUAUGGGAGACUUGCCUUAUUACAAAAAUCCGAUAAUAGAUGGACUGAAUUAUUUUAUGGGGAUAAUGAUGGUAGAGAAAUUGAUGUUGUGGGUGUCGAGGCUUCCGUUAAUUUCCAACUAGCUCACGUGGACAGGGGAUUCCUAUCAUGGAUCGUCACUGCGUUUAGAAUAACAGAUGAAGAGUUACUGAGACGUGCAGGCCCAGAUGGCUUGCUUUACGUUUCAUUUGAGCGGUAUUUGAUACUGUUGACAGCAUUAAUGACAGCAGCUGCUCUUUGCAUCGCUUUACCAAUUAAUUUUCACGGGAAUUUGCAAGGCAAUGGGACAAGAUUUGGUCACACGACUCUGUCUAAUAUUGAUCCUACUUCCGACUGGGUUUGGGUCCAUAGUCUCCUAAUUUUGUCUUAUCUUCCAAUCGGAAGUAUUAUAAUGAGACGUUUCAUGAAACAGGUUCGAGAUGCUAGACCAGCUGGAGAACUUGCUGCUAGAACAUUACUCAUUACAGAUAUACCAAAGCACCAAUGUAACGUAGAAGCUCUUACUCAAUAUUUCAGAGAAGCAUUUCCUACACUCACAGUCGAAGAUGUAACUCUGGCACACGAUAUCAAGCGGCUCACGGAACUAGACCUUCAAAGAGAUUGUGCAGAGCAAGCAAGGUUGUACUGUGAAAAUUAUGCAAAGCAGCGGCCACCUUUAAAAAUGUAUCCAUAUCCUUGUGGAGAAGUUCUUGGUUGCUGUUGUCAUACGGUGGAUGCCCAAGAGUUUUAUGCACUGGAAGAAUUCAAGCUAACUGCGUUGGUUGAUGAGGAAAGAAAAGCAGCUUUAGCUAGGCCACUAGGAAUGGCAUUUGUUACAUUGGGUACACCAGGUGCAGCUAGAACUAUGAAAAGACAAUUGAGACUAUCUCCGACUAUAAAAUGGUCAGUUAAUUAUGCUCCAGCACCAUCAGACAUAUUUUGGGAAAAUUUAAGCAUAGCUAGACCUUGCUGGUACCUCAAUGCCGUUUUAAUCAAUUUGAUACUUGGUGUCACCUUGUUCUUCCUUACCACACCUGCGGUCAUAGUAUCAGCUUUGAAUAAAAUACCAAUUACAGGAGAAAUAAGUAAUUUGAGUCCCUUAGUUUCCUCCUUCUUGCCAACAGUGAUGUUAGUAAGCGUAGCUGCUGUGAUGCCAGCAUUGGUUGGCAAAAGUGAAGCGUUGGUAAAACAUUGGACUAGAAGUGGUUUAAAUCGAGCAGUUAUGCGAAAAACUUUACUACUGCUGCUACUGAUGGUCCUCAUAUUGCCAAGUCUGGGAUUGACUAGUGCACAAGCACUUUUAAGUUGGACCGUCAAUGUUAGUAAUGGCACAGCAAAUAGGUGGGAAUGUGUAUUUUUACCAGAUCAGGGUGCUCUAUUCGUGAACUACGUAGUGACUGCCGCGCUUGUGGGAUGUGGGUUGGAAUUAGUGAGAUUUCCUGAACUAGCUCUGUACACAUUCAGAUUAUGCGUAGCCAGAAGUCGUGCUGAACGUGUUGCAGUCAGGAGAGCAGUAUUAUGGGAAUUUCCACUUGGAGCCCACUAUGCAUGGCUGUUACUUGUCUUUACCAUGACCACGGUCUACAGUUUAGCCUGUCCGUUGAUAACACCGUUCGGAUUGUUGUACUUAUGUGUCAAACAUCUGGUUGACAGACAUAAUCUGUCCUUUGCUUACGGACCUAGUAUAGGUGGAGGUCGACUUGCUGGAGCAGCUACCUCAGCAGCAGGUGUUGCUCCUGUUUUAGCUCAAACAAGUCUUUUAGCACUAGGUAUAGUGCGUAGAGGUCUUUCUCCGCUUGCUGCAGUUCAGCUUAUUGGACUAGCCAUCAGUGUUUUGGGUCUUGUUACUGGUGCAUCAUUACCCACAUCAAAAUCAAAAAUGCAAACCCCAAGAGGGGAUCUGGGUACGGCACAAAGUUUUAUACCACCAGUAUUGAGAGUAAAACCUAUACCAAAUAGUCCUGUGGAAACUGGUGUCCAGAAUUCGACUGCUACUCUAUCAUCAGAAAUCGUUGAGGAUCUCUCCGAUGUUCCCACUGACUCCAACAUGGUGGUAAUGCAAGAAAGUCCAAGGUUGUAUCAAGAUUAUGGACGGGAACCAAGGGUUUAAUUUAUUCCAGUGGAGAAUUAUUUUUGUUUUGAUUUUUAAAUUACUGUGGUUAUUUUUAAAUGAUUAUUUUGGGAUUCUAUACAUACUAAAUAAUUUUG
This is a messenger RNA of Diprion similis, 2601 nucleotides long. It is a transcript of the gene Tmem63, whose product is annotated as calcium permeable stress-gated cation channel 1. Gene Ontology annotation, molecular function: calcium-activated cation channel activity. Gene Ontology annotation, cellular component: plasma membrane. The coding region runs from base 185 to 2503 and encodes 772 amino acids. The transcript is spliced from 12 exons. Lineage: Eukaryota; Metazoa; Arthropoda; Insecta; Hymenoptera; Diprionidae. The record is from RefSeq and is a predicted model, not a curated record.